Messenger RNA from Pelobates cultripes (western spadefoot toad), 501 nucleotides. Lineage: Eukaryota; Metazoa; Chordata; Amphibia; Anura; Pelobatidae. The record is from the annotation of a GenBank genome assembly.
AUGCCCACCGCGGCCUACAGGAGCCGGAGCCGGGGCGAGACGGCCGCUCCACCCGAGCUCGGAACGACCCGGCAAACAACCAACCUCCCCCCCGGCCCGGUGGGGGUCAUCCCGGUCCUCCCCAGCCACAUCAAGCACACUGGAGGACGGGCCGCGCAGACUGUAGGGGUGCAACACAGCCAAGGCACAGCCAAGAUGGUGGCCCAGCACAGGCCCCAGACGAAAGGCACAGACACCCAGCCAUCACCCCAGCCCAUGGCAGCGCUAGAUCGGCUCUGUAAAAGCUCUUGGGCAAUACUCCGCAACAGCGGAGCCACACACGUUCAAGCUAUGAGAGCAGUGGCCGUGUGGCUUCACCCGGCCACCAGACGCCGCCAUUACGACGCCAUGCUGAGGGCCCCCAGAACAACUGCCCGGGCAGCCGCAAACGACCAGCAAAACAGGAAACAUUACCCGGGCAUACGGGCGCAAACACCCGACCUCACCCAUGCAGGAACCUAA